Messenger RNA from Heterocephalus glaber (naked mole-rat), 2762 nucleotides. It is a transcript of the gene Mboat1, whose product is annotated as membrane bound glycerophospholipid O-acyltransferase 1. Lineage: Eukaryota; Metazoa; Chordata; Mammalia; Rodentia; Bathyergidae. The record is from RefSeq and is a predicted model, not a curated record. Gene Ontology annotation, cellular component: membrane. Gene Ontology annotation, molecular function: acyltransferase activity. Gene Ontology annotation, biological process: lipid modification.
GAGCGCCGAGCUGUGGCGGGGCCGGGCCGGGCAGCCGCUCCGAAGAUGCGGGAUGGCUGCGGAGGCGCCGCCGGCCGGUCUGUCCCCGCGCACCACGGGCUCCACCUGUCUACACCCGCUCAGCGAGCUCCUGCGCAUCCCGCUGGACCAGGUUAACUUCGUGGCCUGCCAGCUCUUUGCCUUGUUUGCUGCUUUUUGGUUUCGCAUCUACUUACAUCCUGGGAAAACAAGUUCCGAGGUCCGACAUGCAAUUGCCACCAUUCUGGGCAUUUAUUUUGUCAUUUUUUGCUUUGGCUGGUAUUCUAUACAUCUUUUUGUGCUGGUGUUAUUGUGUUAUGGAAUUAUGGUCACCACAAGUGUAUCCAAUAUUCACAGAUACACCUUUUUUGUAGCCAUGGGAUACCUUACAAUAUGCCACAUCAGCCGAAUAUACAUCUUCCACUAUGGAAUUCUCACUACAGAUUUUUCUGGGCCUCUGAUGAUUGUCACCCAGAAGAUCACCGCCUUGGCCUUCCAAGUUCAUGAUGGACUAGGUCGAAGGGCUGAAGACCUCUCUGCUGAGCAGCACCGACUUGCUGUGAAAGUGAAACCUUCUCUUUUGGAAUACUUAAGCUACCUUCUCAAUUUCAUGAGCGUCAUUGCUGGUCCUUGUAACAACUUCAAGGACUACGUAGCCUUCAUUGAAGGGAGACAUACACACAUGAAGUUGCUGGGUGUGAACUGGAAACAGAAAGGUUUCCACAGCUUGCUGGAGCCAUCUCCAAAUAGAGCUGUGAUACAAAAGUUGUGCGUCACCUUGGUGUCUCUCCUUUUGUUUUUGACACUCACAAAGACAUUCCCCAUCACCUGCCUUGCUGAUGACUGGUUUGUCCAUAAAGCAGACUUUCUGACUCGGCUCUUCUACUUAUAUGUGGUCAUGCAAGCCGCAAAGCCCAAGUAUUAUUUUGCAUGGACAUUAGCUGAUGCAGUGAAUAAUGCAGCUGGUUUCGGGUUCAGCGGAGUGGAUAAGAAUGGAAAUUCCUGUUGGGACCUGCUUUCUAACCUAAACAUCUGGAAAAUUGAGACUGCCACGAGUCUCAAAAUAUACUUAGAAAACUGGAAUAUUCAGACAGCAGCUUGGCUAAAAUGUGUUUGUUAUGAGCGCACUCCAUGGUACCCUACGGUGCUAACCUUCGUCCUGUCUGCUCUGUGGCAUGGUGUCUAUCCCGGGUACUAUUUUACAUUCUUAACUGGAGUCCUUGUCACAUUAGCAGCUAGAGCGGUGAGGAACAACUACAGACAGCACUUCCAUUCUUCCAAAGCUCUGAAGGUUGUUUAUGACGUAGUGACCUGGGCUACCACUCAGCUGGCUGUCUCUUACAUAGCAGCACCCUUUGUUAUGUUGGCAGUUGAACCAACCAUCAGUUUAUACAAGUCCAUGUACUUUUACUUACAUAUCAUAAGUCUCCUGGUAAUACUUUUUCUACCAAUCAAACCACAAGCCCAUGCACCAAGGCAGCCUCGGACUCUGAAUUCUGUUCAUAAGAAGAAAACAGAUUGAUACCUCGGAGAUGAGCUGAGAAAGUGAAAUUGCAAAACAUUGGAAAGACGAGAUGAAAAGGCUCAAGGGUUCUCUAGUUACUUAGAGGCAAUGUUUACACACAUCUUUUUUUUUUUUUGAACUUCAGGGAGUAUUUUUCUAAAGCCUUUUUGCAUUGUUAAAUCAGCCAUGUCCACUUAAUUGUCUUAAUUUUUGAUAGGACCUUUCAGUGGUGUGGAUGUGGAGAAUGUACCAGAGCUUCAGAGAUUGUUCAUUUGGGGCUGCUGGGUCUUUGCUUUUCUGACAUGAUUUCCAGCCACUGAUAUCUGGAUGCUGGGAAUCCAGGCAUUGGUUUUAGAAGUUAGAAGGUGAUUGCUUAGGAAGAUUGAUCAUGGAUUUCUUAAAUUAGAAUAUACCCACACAUGGUUAUUCCUCAGAAAGCUCCAAACUCUUCGACAUGAUGUGUGACAUUAUGGACAAAAUAACCACACUCAGAAGACCCUGGAGGAGGAGACAGAUCGUGGAGGGAGGUUCUCAGGGUACUGGAAAGCUCUGAGAGCUAGGAUGACUAACCCGAACACUUGAAUGGACUGGUGUGCCUGCAGUGAGGCUGCACAUUUUUCUAGGAAUGUAACCCUUCCUUUUUCUUCUGAACUGAGCCAAGAUGGAAAUCAGAAAGGCUCCUGUCUAUGUGUGGGAGAGGCCGCUGUUUCCAUGUCAUGUGCACCUGCUUUCAUUGGCUUGCCCAGGAAUGGCCUGAGAAGACACCCAGACAUUCCCACCAUCAAGGCAGAAGAAUGCCUUUUAAAGAAACAAAAAAGUAACUUAAAGUUAUGUAGAAGUUCAUUGAGAAGCAGCAAAUGUUUCUCUCUUUUCUCCAUUUCAUGCAUGGGGUGUUAAUGAUCAUGGCCAUGACAUAUACACGGGCUGAUUUUCAUUUUCCCAGUUUCAUAACUGAUUCAACCCAGUUUUGUUUUUGUUGAAUCAUCAUAUUGAAAAACAGAAACAGCAAGUCUUCUUUGUUAUGAAUGUGCUGUGGCUCCUUUUGGCAACUUUAUUGGGGGAAUAUUCUAUGCAGGACAAGGAAACGUGGAAUUAAAUGUUGUGGAUAAUAAUAAUAAUGAUAAUAAAUAUAUACUGCAAUGAUGUGCCCUCAAUCAAAUGACUUGGGAGGAGAAAAUGUGUUUAAAUCAGAUGGUAAAAAGCUAGUUUCUUGCUGAAUAAAUGGUAUGUUUCUAAAAAA